AUGUCCCAACGUGCUCCACCCCCCGCACGAGACCCAAUGUCUCCGCCAGACAGGCCACAUCAUGUCACGGUUCAAGGUACACGAUCACCACAUCGAUCCGAGGGCACCUCAUUUCGGCGCGCAGCUGCUCCAACAAGCGAUGGUCGGGUCAGUGGGGAGCUUGAAGGAAGCACCCUAGGGAGUAGUUCCCGCGACGGGGAUCGAAGAACUCCGAACCCGCGGCGGACCCAGAGCUCUGGCGGCUUCUUGCUCGACUCUUUACCUCGUGCAAGCAGUAUCAGAAUCGGUUCACUUCGCUCUCGCCCAUCAGAGCGCCCAUCAGAGAAACGGAAUACCCCCGAGCCCGAUAUCGUGGUGCACAAGAAACGUUCACGAUUACCAUGGUCUCGCCACAAGACCUCUGCCUCCGAGUCGGCUGCGACCCCUUCCACAUCCUCACCGCAGAACACACAGCAACUUCCGACGCCCUACCGAGAAGACCAGCAAUCUGAGACCUCCCCAUCGCCCCAACCACAAACCCAAGAGUCAGAGCGGACUACGACCGGCCUUGAUCGAGAUUCUUUACAGAUUGUGAACUUGGCUUUGAACUUGAAUGAAUCGCGAAGAAGAAAUGUCUCUGGAUUUCCAUUGGGAUCUACUGGACACAGGCCAUUAUCUGUGUCUCAGUCUUUGAAUGCGCCAAUAAUGCAUGGUUCAUCCUCAAGGGAAAACCGUUCAUCGCAAGACCAUCCAUAUCGCAAUUAUGGCCAGUUUUCGGAAGAUGAACCUCUACAAACACAAGCUCAGGGACAAUCUCCAGUGGUAAACUUCUUACCCGCAGCUGUGGUGAAUGACAAUAGAGCAUACGAGUUCUCAGAUAGCACGCUUGCCCGUGCAGAGAAGGCUCGUCGCCAUUUUGAUCUCUUCCAUGAAUACUUAAGGCUCCUGCCUCUGCUGCCACCUCUUCGGAAUGGCCCAUCUGUUGACGGCGCCGAUUCUUCAUCUAUGUCAAGUCCCAAUGUGAUAAAUAAUCGGGAGUAUAAUCCAUUGCAGAUGGUUCGGAACAGACGAGUCAGAUAUCGGGAGAAAUGCCCCAUCAAUGCAGAAGCAGAAGGCUGGCAUGAAACUGGGAAAGUGCACGAAUGGAUAAACACCAUCGAGAAACAGUAUCAAAAUAAGGUCUUUGAUGAAACACAGUCCAUCAAGCUUCCCGAUUUCAAACACAGUCAUCAGCGAGUCCCUGUAGGAGAAGCUGAAGACCACGAGAUGAUCGCUGGCUCUCCCCCAUCAAGUCUAAGACAUGUUAGUCGCACAAAUAGUGUGAAGGCACCUAGGCUACGUCUUGACUGGAAAACCUCUCCUGCAGAGCUAAUUGCAGAUGCUGCCUGGGUUGAAGACAUUGCAAACAAAGCCAAGAUUGUUGACAAAAAUGGUAGCAAGAUAUACCCUGAUCCGAUGGAACUCAUCAUGGUGGACUCGAACCCGGAACAUGCUGCAGCUAAGAAAGGACAAUUGUCAGUUGACAUGGAAAUUUCUGCUGACGAUGGUCUUUCUUCUCGUCAUACAUCGUUGUCAAGUCAUCAUCCGGCCCGCGCCCAUGAAUUUAAGAGUGUGGGCCGGGGCCGCCAGAAGCAUAGAUUCCAAACUCAUGCUCAAGGAUCAAGAAGCCGCAGUGUCUCCAGUUCCCGAAAACGCUCACGAUGGGAUAAAAUGAAAAUGCGGGCGGGUAGCAUUUCAAGUGAUUCCAGUGGGGAUGAGCGUAGAUUCGUGGACUGGAAGCACCGCACUUUGGAGCAUUCUCGACGAGAUUUGGAAAAGCUCCUUCACCGCACUUUGCCAGACGAGAAUCAGAAAUCCCGCAACAAGUUGGCAGUUGCAGGUACUUUUAAUGCAGACCGCAAUCCGCCACACUCCUCUCAGCCUCUAUCUAUCAACACUAAAGCGCGCCGCGCGGCCAGGAAAGCUUCACUGUCUUCAACAGGGAGUCUUGAUGAUCGAUAUAAUCCAGGGGCUUCCUUUGAAGGAAUGGAAAGCACUGCACCGAAUUCUCCUGCGCAGGUGGCUUACUUCCCCAGUAUCGCCGUCAAUCUGUCACCACCUUCAAGUCGAUCUCCCUCACCAGCAAAGAAAAGCCUUCGUCACAAAAUCGUUGCCCGUCAUGAGCGAAGCAAGAGUAAGCAAGGGGACCGGGAGUUCCGCGACUUCGAGGUGGACAGCCCUAUUCCUGAAGUACCGACUCCGGGUAUAUUCUCGCCUUCGUCUGAACAGACCGAAUCUACAUCCAAACUUGAGCCAAGUCCUCUUCCUGAUAUCAUGUCGUAUGCCGACGAUCAAGGGAAUGAAGUCAGUAAAUUGGAUUCUUCCAGAGGGCGCAAAGGUCAAAAUUUGCCUGAAUCUAAGCUUCGUGGAAUUUUCAAAGGCCCAAGCCGGAUUGCAGAGCGCGUUGGGAAUGAAGUUUCUAAGGUUGGGGAUUUCAUUUUAAAGAAAGAUCUACCCAUAGACUCCCGAAAAUCUUCAUCUGCAACCACUCUUGCGUCUGACUCAAGUGAUUCUGAAGACGACGAAAGAAGAUUGGAUAAGCGCUCUGGCCCCAAGGGCCUUUUGCGACGUCUACCAAAUAUUGCAGAUGAGCCUGGGCGUCUUAUUCGUCGAGAUUCAGACAAAGGCACCCCUCCGAGAAGCCAUGUGCCAACACUUCCAAACUUCACAUCACCAUUGAGGCAGGAUGGUCGAGGUGGAUCGGCUGAGGCAGUGGAUCUCGGUAGUUCUCGCGAGCGUGAACGUGAAGGAGCACCUGCAUUACGAGAUGGAUCUAACAGAAUUGGUUUAUCUCGAAGCAAGACAUUCGAUUCUGGCCCUUCCUUGUCCUCAAGCCGGGGUCACACCAAGCUACAAGGGAUCAAGGACCCUUCAAUACCCUACGGCAUGCUUCGCCCACCCGUAACUGGGCUUGCCCAAGCAUCACCCGGAUCUCCUACAGAGAAGAGACCGCCUCUCACAAGUGAUACAAGUUCAUGGAGUAUUUCGGGUCGCAGCCUGCAAACACUCAAAGACUCAGGCAUUCCAAGAAAGGCAGAAGUGGAAAGAACCAGCACCCUGAUUCUCUCAUCUGGCAUCAAAGCGCGUGAGAUCAUACGAAGAGCUCAUAGUAUACGCGAUCCACCCGCGCAUUGGCUGCAGAGCUCUUUCGGAUCCACUGCAUCUAUCCCCCGAGUACCCAGGAUUGGUGAAUUUGACCUGGCCGCCCAGAACUUCCUGCGCCGCUUCGAAAUAACACAAUACUCUUUCCAACAAUCCAUGCAUCAUUUCACCACCGCUACCUCAUCGCCCCUUCGUUCGCAGUUAAAGGACUUGGAAACUCUCAUUAACCAAACCCUCACGCCCCGUGUACGAGCUACUGCUGAUGAAGCGGAAGACCUAUGCGUUCAACUUAAUACAACCAGCACACUUGCGGUCAAGUCGCUCAGCGAUGCCCUCGACAAAGGAAUUCGCAAGCGUCGUCGUCGAAUGAGGUGGGUUCGACGAACUGGCUUCGUCGUACUUGAAUGGGCCCUCGUCGCAGUGCUGUGGUGGGUCUGGUUAAUCGUCAUGGCCUUCAAGCUUGUGCGCGGUGUAUUCCGCGGAGCCAUAUCUGGUGCAAGAUGGAUUCUCUGGCUGUGA
Penicillium malachiteum is the source of this 3639-nucleotide messenger RNA. RefSeq lists its product as uncharacterized. The coding region runs from base 1 to 3639 and encodes 1212 amino acids. The record is from RefSeq and is a predicted model, not a curated record. The transcript has a single exon. NCBI's taxonomy places the organism in Eukaryota, Fungi, Ascomycota, Eurotiomycetes, Eurotiales, Aspergillaceae.